AUGCUUUGGCGCGAGGGGGCUUACCGCGCCGCUGCGGUGGUGUUUUUCACGCGAACCGAUGGCGGUGCUGUUGCAAAAGUCCUCGUGGCCGUGGAGGAGAGAAAAGUGAAGGCAAGCUUCUUGGGCCUCGAAGACAAAGGCAAAAUCGAAGAGCGCUUGGUGGUGUUUCCCAUGGGGCGCAAGGAGAAGAAGGAUAAGAAUGAUCCUGUCGAAACGGCAAAGCGUGAGUAUAUCGAGGAGACCCUGGACUAUGGCUCCUUGGCCAGGUACUUGGACUUUGCAGACUUCGACGGAGGUGGUGACAUCGAAGCAACAAGACUGGCACCGGGGAGCAAAGUUCCCAUGACUUGGAGCGGUGCCGACAACAUGGCGCUCUAUUUCUCGCCUGCCGGCCUGACGGUCCUCUUCUGCGAGGUGCCAGCAGAAGAGGCAGAUGAGCCAGGACAUGAGCCUCCUGCCAAGAAGCAACGUCAAGAGGAAACAGCCGCAGAGCUUCUGUCAAAGCCGAAACCGAGUCCCAGCUACCAUGUUGGAAAGGUGGGACAUUUGCACUCUGUUUGGCUCGAUGCAGAAUCCUUGCGAACUGUCGCGUUAUCCAAGGACAAGGCUCCAAAGCUGAGUCUAGAAGGACAGGACUGUCGGUUUUUCCCUACGAGUGCCAGCGUGUUGCGGCUUCCGGAGGCUCGAAAGUGGCUCGGCGUGACACCGGCUUCUUGA
Molecule: messenger RNA, 717 nt
Organism: Symbiodinium necroappetens
Lineage: Eukaryota; Dinophyceae; Suessiales; Symbiodiniaceae
Source: the annotation of a GenBank genome assembly